AUGCGAAUUCUGUUACUGUUUCUUUGGCUGCCCAUUAUUACGUUUUGUUGGGUUCGUCGGAGACAUUCCCAUUUCGACACUAAUUCAGAUCAUUUGCAGAAAGAAUGUGAUUGGACCGAAUGCAAAUGGUUUUGGCAGAAAAGUUGCGAUCCGUCGACGGAUCUCCAGGAGCACGCCGGUCCCAUCAAAGUGUGCACCGGGUUACUGUGGAUCCGAUACUUAUGCUGCACGAAUUGGAAGGACGAGUCGGCGCCGUGGAGCCACGUGGAAUAUCACAAAGAGGAAUCCGUACUCAAUUUGGCGCUUCUUCAAUAA
Messenger RNA from Caenorhabditis sp. 36 PRJEB53466, 315 nucleotides. The record is from the annotation of a GenBank genome assembly. Lineage: Eukaryota; Metazoa; Nematoda; Chromadorea; Rhabditida; Rhabditidae.